ACUGGCACCUCCGGGACGGUGUCGGGUCGGAGGAGAAGAAGAAGAAGAAGAAGAAGAGGAGGAUUGCAUCACAGCAGCAGCAGAUCAAAGGGGAGGAUCUGUUGAGAGAAAGCUCCGCAGCAGUUCAGCGGAAAGUUUAUGUGAGUCAGUUCAGCGGAAGUGGAGCUCAGAGUGCGCAACAGGUGUCAGGUCUGUAUGCUUGUUGUGCGACUCGCUGUUUUUAAACUCUCUGAAGUGGUUCGGAGUUAAAAGUUUUCGUCGGUUAGAAGAACAACAACAUGUCGAACCUCCGACCCAGACAGUGUGUUCUGGAGAAAGGCUCCGGCGGCUACGGGUUCCACCUGCACGGGGAGAAGGGCAAGACCGGGCAGUUUAUCCGGCUCGUGGAGUCCGACACUCCCGCCUCGCACGCGGGGCUGCUCGCCGGAGACCGCCUGGUGUUCGUGAACGGGGAGCGCGUGGAGGGCGAGAGCCAUCAGCAGGUGGUCGCUAGGAUACGGGCCACCGUCGGGGCUCUCGAGCUCGUCGUGGUGGACUCCGAGACGACGGAGCUGCUGAAGAAACACAACCUGCAGUGCCGGAAAGAAUACGUCACGGAGGGGAUUCCCCUGCCUCAGCCGGCCGGGGACAGCGACUCUGACCGCGGGGACGCGCAGAGCAACGGCGGCACCCCGAGGGGCUCCACCCCGAGGAGGGGCUCCACCCCGGCCCCGCGGGAGAACGGGGAUGCUUCCUCGGAGAGGUCGGACCGGUCGGGGAGGCUGAGUGUCAGCUCCAGCACCAAGGAGGAGCUCGGCGGGCUCCGGCCUCGUCUCUGCCAGCUGAAGAAGGGAAGCAGCGGCUACGGCUUCAACCUGCACAGUGAGAAGUCCAAGCCAGGCCAGUACAUCAGAGCUGUGGAUGAAGACUCUCCAGCACAGAGAGCAGGCCUCAAACCCCAGGACAAGAUCAUCCAGGUUAAUGGCAUGUCAGUGAUUGGCAUGCAGCACUCGGAGGUGGUAGCAGCCAUUAAAGCAGGAGGAGACGAGGCCGUUCUGCUGGUGGUGGACGCUGAGACGGAGGAGUUCUUUAAGAGAUGUAACGUGCUGCCGGGGGUGGAACACGUCACCGGACGUCUUCCUGAGCCAGCGGCAGACAGCAGAGCAUCAGAGGACGAGGAGGAGGCAGCAGCAGAGGUGAAGACUAGCGUGUCUGUGAGUAAGACGUCCUCCAUCUCCUCCCUGCCAGCAGCCAGCAGCAGCUUCACACCUGCAGAGGUGGAUCCGGCCCCAGCAGCAGACAGUCUGGGUCUGAGCCUGUCCCUGGCCCAGGCCAGAGAGAGAGCCCAUCAGAAAAGAUCCGCCAAGAAAGCCCCGACCAUGGACUGGAGCAAGAGGAACGAACUCUUCAGCAACUUAUAAAACAUCCUCCUCCUCAUCCUCAGUGAUCCUGAUCCUGAUCCUGAUCCUGAUCCUGCCUCGCCUGUUCUGCCCUCUGGAUUUGGUUUUCACCUUUGACAGACACGAUGUUAAACUCUCCAGUUAUAUACAGUAUUAUUUGAUGAUUUUAUUUGUUUUAAUUUAGUUUUUGCCACUUUUAUUGCAUGUUUUUAAUAACGGUUGACAUCACACAAAGAAAUGAAUGUUAAUAUAUUCAGAGGAAUGUUUAAAGAGAAUCAUAGUUAUGUUGUUAAGUUUCUCAUAAGAAGAAAAAAGGACUGUAAGGAAUAAUAAUGGGGCGUAGGGGGGAAAAAAACAUUUUGGCAAGAUUUUCUGAAAUCUACAAUUGAGACAAAUGUCAGAUUUUGAUGUCUGCAAUCAGCAACUAGCUUGAAAGAAUCUCUGGUUAGUGUCUGUUAAUGAUCAAUGCUGAAUCAUCUCAUAACCGUUCUAUGAGAACCUGUUCUACUGUUCAUCUGUGUUCUUCGGCUCUAAAGAUGGAGAAUUUGGAGAAUGAUGAAAGCUCUGCUGGCCUUACUGGAAACAUCCCUGCAGGGUUUCUGUCGUCAUUUACGAUUCAGGAAAAUUACAGAUUUUGUUUGACUGAUGAUUGUACAUACAUGAUUAAAUGAUUUAAGAGGUU
Centropristis striata (black sea bass) is the source of this 2061-nucleotide messenger RNA. Its product is annotated as Na(+)/H(+) exchange regulatory cofactor NHE-RF1-like. Gene Ontology annotation, cellular component: apical plasma membrane. The record is from RefSeq and is a predicted model, not a curated record. Gene Ontology annotation, biological process: protein localization to plasma membrane. Gene Ontology annotation, molecular function: signaling receptor binding; protein-membrane adaptor activity. The transcript has 6 exons. NCBI's taxonomy places the organism in Eukaryota, Metazoa, Chordata, Actinopteri, Perciformes, Serranidae. The coding region runs from base 279 to 1400 and encodes 373 amino acids.